This is a messenger RNA of Lactuca virosa, 1082 nucleotides long. NCBI's taxonomy places the organism in Eukaryota, Viridiplantae, Streptophyta, Magnoliopsida, Asterales, Asteraceae. The record is from the annotation of a GenBank genome assembly.
AGAAAUUCACAUCAGCCGUCGGAUAAUCAGAAUCAGCAGCAAUCCCUAGCCGUCUGAUCAAUUUGAGAGCCUGAUCUAAUCCCUGUUCAAACUCCGAUCUUUACUUAAAUACCUUCCGACCCUCGCCUUCAUCUCAUCGUCUUCCCCAGCGCCAUGGUUGAGCCACAAACUGAUUCACCAGCUCCGGCUGGAGCACAAACCGAUUCACCAGCUCCUUCUCCAUACCAAGUUCUUCCCAAGUACCCCGAGAUGAUUUUUGCUGCGAUUGAGGCUGUAGAUGAAAAGAACGGAGCUAACAAAUCUGCGAUUUCGAAGCAAAUCGAAGACACCUACGGCAGCCUCCCGGCGGCGCACUCAACCCUCCUCUCACACCACCUCAACAAGAUGAAAGCUAGCGGCGAACUAAUCAUUGUCAAGAACAACUAUGUUAAACCCGAUCCAAAUGCGACGCCGAAACGAGGCCGAGGCCGGCCGGCGAAACCAAAGCAAUCUCCCCCGGAGGGCAUCGUCGUUUCUCCUCCCAGACCCAGAGGCCGUCCGCCGAAACCUCGAGAUCCUCUUGCUCCGGUCACUGAUUCCACGCCUAGACCCAGAGGCCGUCCCAAGAAAGUUCAAGAUCCACUCGCUCCGACGCCGGUGAAAGUUGGCCCGGCCAGACCCAGAGGCCGUCCGCCGAAUCCGGAUUCUGCUGCUAAAAAAGCUGCUCAGUCUUUAAGCGGCCGCAAACGUGGGCGUCCUCCGAAGGUAGGAGGGGCUUCAACCGCGUCGAAACCUCCACCGCCAGGUGGUGAACGAAGGGGAAGAGGGCGGCCUCCUAAAGUGCAAACACCGGCAGCUGAUUCGGUUGAGAAUUGAUUGAAAAGCAAGAUUAGUGUCAAAGGGGUUUAGUUGUAAUUGUUCUUUCGUUUUUCUUCUUAAAAAGUACCAUUUUCUUAUAACUGAUUUCAGUGAGGUCGGCUGUUGGAUGUUAGCGAGUGUAAUUGGAAUGUAAAUUCAAAUCUUCUAGCUUAAUUUUAGGCUAAUUUAGGCCUCAUUUUUUUCUUUGAUUUUAAAAAUUGAAAUGGAGUUGAAUGUGAAGCCUC